Messenger RNA from Naegleria lovaniensis, 1356 nucleotides. RefSeq lists its product as uncharacterized. Bases 1 to 1356 code for a protein of 451 amino acids. The record is from RefSeq and is a predicted model, not a curated record. The transcript is spliced from 2 exons. NCBI's taxonomy places the organism in Eukaryota, Heterolobosea, Eutetramitea, Acrasida, Naegleriidae.
AUGCAACGACACGAGCGCAAAUUCACAGCUCGACGUUCCAACCCCUAUCCUGCAGAUGUAAUUCUUGCUUCUGCAGCAUCAUCAUCAACAGAAUUUCAAGAAACUCCAUCUCCCACGCAAGAAAGAAGUUCCAUUCUUUCUUCCUUUGCUAAAUUUUUCACAAAUUUAAUCCCAACAACAUGGCUGUCCAGAAAGAGCGUGCAGAGCACCCGAGAAACGACAUUGAACAAUGAGAGCAGUAGACUAGAUGAAGAAUUCACGGAACAACCUCAAGUAGACGAAGAAUAUGUUGAACAAAUUUUGAAACUCUAUCCUCAAGCAACUCCUGAAGAAAUCCGAAUGGCAUCCACUUGUCCAAGUUUAUGGCAAAUUAUUCAUGAUGCCGUUGAAUCUAAAAAACAUAAUGGAAACCACUCGCGCAUUGGAAAUACCGAUCUUGGAUUAAGUACGAACGCCACUGUUCAUUCGGAGUUUAAUAACGAUAUUAUAUCCAUUGAAGAUGAGCAACCCUCCCAAUUGAAAUCGUCAUCAUUAGGUAUUGAAAACAAAACUCCAACAGAUGUAGUUCGAUCUAUGAUCAAAGGAACAUCAAGUAGUAAUCCUUCUAAGAGACUAUUGUUCCCAGGAAGUCUCAAUUCUCAGAAAAAGGAGCUUUUAAAUCCACAUAUUGUACGUGGAAAUGCAAAGAAAGAUACUACAUCAUCUUCUAAACGAUCACACGAGUCUUUUCAACCACAAAAAUCGAACGUACCAUCGGAGACAGAUAGCAAACCUACUAAACGUGUGAAACAUUUAUAUCCUCAAGGCGCAAAAACGUACAGCGAAACAGCAAAGAGAAUUCUAGAAACCCUUGACCAAUUGUCAUCUCCAUUGAUUGACGUGGAAAGAGUACCACCAAAACCAUUGGCUAUGCGUUUAUCUACAGUGGAAAGAACUCAAAGCAAGCUAAGAAAGAGUACGUCACAACUCGAUGAUGAGGAUAUAAUUCCAUCAUCGAGUAUGAAUGAUGUCGUAUCCACUUCGAAAGUUGAAUCGAGAAAGAAGUAUCAAGCUCCAGUAGCUGAAAAGAAAGAAGUGCCUAAACCCGAAAAACCAGUUAAAACUACCAAAUUCGCUCCCAGUGUCGAUGAAGCUACUCCAACCAAACGCAAGCAUAUUGUUAGAAAAGAUUCAACACCAUAUGCCAGAAAAAGUAAGCAAGCAGAACCAGUGGAAGAAGAGGAAGAGGAAGAAGAAGAGACCUUUGAAGAAGCAACACGAGAGAAGAGAGAAAAACUUUCUCAAGUUCCUCCACUUGCUAAUUUCCUCCCUCAACUGCCUCUAUUAAUUUUACCUUCAACUCUACUAAACCCUUAA